UAUUAUUAUUAUUAUUAUUAUUAUUAUUAUUAUUGUUAUUGUUGCAUACAGAAGCUCGCAUAUCACAAUAGUCCAGCUGAGUGGUUUAUAUGUUCGAAAGUUUAAAAAGAACAAAGACACUAAAACUCCUCUAUUGAGAGAGACGGCGUUGGAGCCGUGGGGACCCCUGGAGUUAUAGUGCGUCAGUUUCGUCAUAUUGAAGUUUUGUGACCUCAUAUUAGAAUUUAGAACGAGAACGCGGCGAAUGACGACAGACAAACACGCGGCGGAGCGAGGCGGAAGAGAAUUGGAGACAGAGACAGCAGAGCAGGAGAGGAAGCGCCUCAUCGCUGCUGUGCGCAAUCGCGUCUUAUUUGUAUUGGUAAGGUACUUGCGGAGUCGUCGCUGGCAGGUACCUGUUGAUAUCGUUAUUGUGUGGGACCUGUGGGCUUUUUAGAACAUAACAUUUUAAGAAUUUUACAGUUUAAAAAUGAACUGGGCAUUCAAUGCACUAUAAAAGCUCAUUGGCUCUCCCACACCCCUGCACAGCUCCCGCCCCCGGGGAGCUAUGGAUUGGUCGGAGGGGAACCAAUCAACGGAAAGGGGCGGGAACUUCAGCGCCAGCAACCAAACCUGUGGCAACAUCGACGGCUUCAAAUACUCGGUCUUCUUGUCCACCUACGCCGUGAUCUGCCCAGUGGGGCUGAUCAGCAACUCGCUGGCCCUUUACGUAUUCCUCCGCCUGACUCCCAACAAGUCACCCAACACUGUCUUCACCAUCAACCUGGCUGCCUCCGACCUCUUCUUCACCCUCACUCUCCCAUACCGAAUCGUCUAUUACUCCAGGGAGGGGAGAUGGGACUUCCCAGACUGGCUCUGCCGGGUCUGCACCUUCGCCUUCUACGUCAAUCUCUACGCCAGCAUCCUCUUCCUCACAGCUCUCAGCGUCUUCCGUUACGUGGCGGUCCUGCACCCUAUGAAGACUCGAACCCUGAUCACGGUCCGGAGAGCCUUGGCCACCUCCCUGGGCAUCUGGGUCUUCGUGAGCCUCUCCUCCGCCCCUUUCCUCCUAUCCGGGACCCACGCCCGCGAGGGGAAGACCCGCUGCUUCGAGCCCAGGAACGCUGGCUCCUGGAAGAGGAUUUUGAUCAUGAACUACGUGGCGCUGGUCCUGGGCUUCCUCGUCCCGUUCCUCACCAUCCUGGCCUGCUACUGGAGGAUCGUUCAGCGGCUCACCCAGGUUGGGAGGAACCUGGGGCGUGACCGUCCCGCCCCGCAGCGCCGGCGCUCGGUCCACCUGAUCGCUUUCGUCCUGACGGCGUUCCUCUUGUGCUUCCUGCCCUAUCACGUGCAGAGGACGGUCCACCUGCAUUUCAUGGUGAGCCCCAGCCAGGACUGCGCCGGCCAGCUGCUGGCGCAGAAGCUGGUGGUGGUGACGGUCUGCCUGGCCGCGGCCAACAGCUGCCUCAACCCCCUGCUGUACUACUUCAUGGGGGGCUCCUUCCGCAGCGCGGCGGCCAGGGUGACUUACAGGAGGGGCCGGCUUCAAGGCAGGGGAGCGUCCCAGCAAUCGGAGGCCUCCUUCAGUCUGUCGUUGCGGAGAGGCAGUUACCCUCAACGGAGCUUGAGGAAGAAACCGCUCUGAUGUGGAGAAGUUUUCUUUUUUUUUUUUACAGUAGUAACAUUGCUGGUGUCUUCUUUUUUUAAUUUUUUUUAAAUCUGCCUUGCGCAUGUCUGGCGGGAGACACUGAAAGCGUCCGUGGGCAGCAGUGUGGAGUAGUGGUCAGGGGCUCUGGACUCUUGACCGGAGGGUCGUGGGUUCAAUCCCAGGUGGGGGGGACACUGCUGCUGUACCCUUGAGCAAGGUACUUUACCUAGAUUGCUCCAGUAAAAACCCAACUGUAUAAAUGGGGAAUUGUAUGUAAAAACAAUGUGAAAAAAAAUAAUGUUUUUGUAUGUAAAAAAUAAUGUGAUAUCUUGUAACAAUUGUAAGUCGCCCUGGAUAAGGACGUCUGCUAAGAAAUAAAUAAUAAAGAGCAGUUC
This is a messenger RNA of Acipenser ruthenus (sterlet), 2022 nucleotides long. Its product is annotated as cysteinyl leukotriene receptor 1-like. The transcript is spliced from 2 exons. Gene Ontology annotation, cellular component: plasma membrane. Gene Ontology annotation, biological process: G protein-coupled receptor signaling pathway. NCBI's taxonomy places the organism in Eukaryota, Metazoa, Chordata, Actinopteri, Acipenseriformes, Acipenseridae. Bases 548 to 1624 code for a protein of 358 amino acids. The record is from RefSeq and is a predicted model, not a curated record. Gene Ontology annotation, molecular function: G protein-coupled receptor activity.